This is a messenger RNA of Mucor velutinosus, 1095 nucleotides long. RefSeq lists its product as uncharacterized. The record is from RefSeq and is a predicted model, not a curated record. NCBI's taxonomy places the organism in Eukaryota, Fungi, Mucoromycota, Mucoromycetes, Mucorales, Mucoraceae. The transcript is spliced from 3 exons. Bases 1 to 1095 code for a protein of 364 amino acids. Gene Ontology annotation, cellular component: nucleus.
AUGAGUAGACGCGACGACAUGGAGUUCAUGGACAUCGAUGGGCCCGAGUUCAUUGCCGAUGUCAAUAAUCAAAUUGCAGACAUUCGUGCCAGCUAUUCUUCUGUGCUCAGUCAAGAAACUAACAUCAAAGCUUCAGCUAUCUUGGAGUACACAAAUGCUCAAGACGAACCACAGAAUGUGCUGGGGGCAUUUCAGGAGAUUUGCGUUCUAGAUACCAAUUUCUUGCUGUCAAAACUUGGCUUCUUGGAUACUGUAUUGGAUUUAGCAAGCGAGAACCCAGGAAGCCUGUUGGUGCUGUUACCCUGGGUUGUGAUUCGAGAAUUAGAUGGAUUAAAGCAAGGAAAUCCAGACAUCAGUGCAGGAGCAAGGAAAGCCAUGCGCUUCAUCGAGUUGCGUUUGCGAGAUAAGAUUAUAUCUUUGAGAGGACAAAAGAUGAACGAAGUGUGGAGUAAAGACAUGCUCAAAAAUCAAAACGUCAAAGGCGAUGAUCGCAUUCUGGAUUGUUGCAUGUAUUUCCAGCAAGUAACGCAUAAACGAGUGACAUUACUAUCCAAUGACCGGAACCUCUGUAUAAAAGUCAUGGUUCAUGAUGUGGAUUCGAUCUCGGCAGAGUCAGUGCCCAAGAUGGAGGCAUUACUAAAUCGUAUAGCCAAGAACUCUACCUCUCAUUCGACAGAUAACCCUCUUUCUAGGUACGCAGCAACUUCAUGGAACCACCAAGCACCACAAUUACAGCAACAGAUACAGCAACCUACGUUGGGCGAGGAUUAUACCAUGGAAAUAGACGACGUUUACCCACCAGCAGCAACUAGCAGACCACCACAGCAACCACACCACAACACAACGGAAGAGGAUUAUGACAUGAUGGUAGACGACGAUCUGGUAGCUUUUAACAACACACAACCAACAACAAGGCCAUUGAAAUUAGGAGGAACACAAGACAGCAAGUGGGCCAAGGCAACAACACCACGACAUUCAUAUAGAGAUACAGCAUUAUCGACCCCAGCAUACCUCGACGACGAUCCCACAUUGACAGCACCAACAAGACCCUAUCGCCCUCAACAUACAUCCAUUUACAAUUACAACCGCAACUAA